Triticum turgidum subsp. durum (durum wheat) is the source of this 1146-nucleotide messenger RNA. The record is from the annotation of a GenBank genome assembly. Lineage: Eukaryota; Viridiplantae; Streptophyta; Magnoliopsida; Poales; Poaceae.
AUGGACGGCGGCGGUGAGGAAGGGAAGCAGCAGCCGCAGCUGGUGCUGGCGCACAAGCUGUUCCUCCUCUCGCAGCCAGACGUGGACGACCUCGCCAAGGUCGGCCUCCGCGACGACGUCCUCGCCGCAGUGAAAUCCGACGACAUGGCGGCGCUGUACGAGUCGCUGGCGGCCGACGGCAUGCUGGAGAUGGACGCGGCGCUGCUCGCGGAGAUGCGCGGCCGGAUCGAGGAGGAGACCAAGAAGUUCGACGAGAAGAUCGCGGAUGCUGAAGAGAAUUUGGGUGAGAGCGAAGUGCGUGAAGCCCAUCUAGCCAAAUCCUUAUACUUCAUAAGGGUUGGCGAGAAAGAAAAAGCGCUGGAGCAGCUUAAAGUUACUGAAGGCAAAACUGUAGCUGUGGGGCAGAAGAUGGACCUUGUUUUCUACACUUUACAGAUUGGCCUUUUCCAUAUGGACUUUGAUCUCAUCUCAAAGUCCGUUGACAAGGCCAAAAUCUUGUUUGAAGAGGGUGGUGAUUGGGAGAGGAAGAACAGAUUGAAAGUGUACGAAGGCUUGUACUGCAUGGCCACUAGAAAUUUCAAGAAGGCUACUAGCUUAUUUUUGGAUUCUGUUUCAACUUUCACAACUUAUGAGUUGUUCCCCUAUGAUACGUUCAUCUUUUACACAGUCCUUACAAGUGUUAUCACAUUGGACCUUGUAGACGCACCUGAGAUCCUGGCUGUAAUUGGCAAAGUACCUCACCUCUCGGAGUUUCUCAACUCCCUCUACAAUUGCCAGUACAAGUCAUUUUUUGUGGCAUUCUCUGGCCUGACGGAGCAGAUCAAGUUAGACCGAUACUUGCAACCGCAUUUCCGCUACUUCAUGCGUGAAGUGCGCACUGUUGUCUACUCACAGUUCCUCGAGUCAUACAAGAGUGUGACGAUGGAAGCAAUGGCUGCCUCAUUUGGCGUGACUGUUGAUUUCAUAGACCAGGAAUUGUCACGCUUUAUUGCUGCUGGGAAACUUCACUGCAAGAUUGAUAAGGUUGCUGGUGUCCUGGAGACGAACCGACCUGAUGCACGUAAUGCCUUCUACCAGUCGACCAUCAAGCAGGGAGACUUCCUGCUGAAUCGCAUACAGAAGCUGUCGCGAGUCAUUGACCUGUAG